Molecule: messenger RNA, 2450 nt
Organism: Phalaenopsis equestris
Lineage: Eukaryota; Viridiplantae; Streptophyta; Magnoliopsida; Asparagales; Orchidaceae
Product: protein CASP
Exons: 19
Coding region: 150-2201 (683 amino acids)
Biological process (GO): intra-Golgi vesicle-mediated transport
Cellular component (GO): Golgi membrane
Source: RefSeq, a predicted model, not a curated record
GCUAGGGUGGUCGGCUUUAAGGUGAAAUCAAUUCCGCCGCUAUCAGAAGAAAUUAGCACUUCGUAACCCCAACGGAAGCGAUCUCGCGUAAUUCACAGUAGGAGAGGAGAGAAUCGCAGUCUCGGAAUUCGAGUUGCUCCCUCGCGGCGAUGGAGUCGAGCCAUGCGGGAUCGGAGAGAGAGAAAGCAACCACCUCCUCACCCAUUGCCGUCGUAUGCAGCUUCUGGAAAGAUUUCGACUUCGAAAAAGAAAGAAGUGUUCUUGAUGAGCAGGGGCUCAGGAUUGCUGAAAACCAGGAGAUUAUUCAGAAGAACAGGCGGAAGCUUGCAGAGAACACUCGAGAUUUCAAGAAGGCAUCAUCAGAGGAAAAACUCAACUUGUUUAACUCCUUACUGAAGGGCUAUCAGGAAGAAGUUGAUAAUCUAACUAAAAGAGCCAAAUUUGGAGAAAAUGCUUUCCUUAACAUUUAUCAGAAACUUUAUGAGGCCCCAGAUCCUUAUCCCGUUCUUUCUUCUAUUGCAGAGCAAGAGCAAAGACUAUCAGAACUUGAGUCUGAAAAUCGAAAAAUGAAGCUUGAAUUAGAAGAAUAUAGGACUGAAGCAACACAUUUAAAGAACCAACAAGCUACAAUAAGACGACUUGAAGAGCGGAAUCGGCAACUGGAGCAACAGAUGGAAGAGAAGGUCAAGGAGAUUGUUGAGAUCAGGCAGCGAAGCCUGGCUGAAGAAAAUCGGCAUGAGAAAACUUUGGAGGUUCUAAAAGAAAGGGAACAUCUAUUACAAGAACAACUACGACAAGCCAAGGAAAGUGUCACAAAUAUGCAGAAGAUACAUGAAUUUGCCCAAAGUCAGUUAUUUGAACUCCGUGCCCAGUCUGAGGAAGAAAGAGCUGCAAAGCAAGCAGAACUCGAUCUUCUCAUGGAUGAGGUUGAGCGAGCACAAGCAAGGUUACAAAGUAUUGAAAGAGAAAAGGGAGUUUUGCGCUCUCAGUUGCAGUCAGUUAAUGAAGAAAGUGUAAGCAAGCAAAGUGAUUUUCUGGUUUCUAGCAAUGCCCAUGAGAGUUCCUUACAGGCAAAGGAGAAGGUGAUAUCUGAUCUGAAUAUGGAACUUCAUAAAAUGGAAACCACUUUGUCAAAUGAACGGGAACAACACAUUAGCGAGAUCAGGAAGUUUAAUGCUUUGCUUAAAGAAAAGGAUGCCACUCUUAUGGAAAUCAAUAAAGAGUUGCAAGAAAGGCCAACUUCUAAAGUUGUUGAAGAUCUGCGUAAACAAAUCAAAAUAUUGCAGGCCGUUGGGUAUAAUUCCAUUGAGGCUGAAGAUUGGGAACUAGCAACCGAGGGACAAGAGAUGAGCAAGAUGGAGACGUUGCUUCUUGACAAGAACCGGAAAAUGGAGCAUGAGUUGACACAAUUGAAGGUCAAAAUUUCAGAAAAAUCGAGCUUGCUAGAAGUAAGUGAAUCUAAGAUUGCAGAGCUAACUAUGAAGGUGAAUGAACAACAAAAGCUGAUUUCAAAACUGGAAGAGGACAUAUUAAAGGGCUACAAUUCAUCUGAUCGGAAAGGAUCACUUCUAAAUGAUUGGGAUAUGAAUGAUAUGGGCACUGAAACAUCUCAGGGUACAGAUCUGAGACAUGUAUCUGCUGAUCAAGAUCAAAAUUCAAUGCUGAAGGUAAUUUGCAACCAGCGUGAUCGUUUUCGAGCACGCUUACGUGAAGCUGAAGAGGAGGUGAGGCUUUUGAAGGAGAAGAUGAGUCUGUUGAUGGAUGAGCUAGAAAAAACUAAAGCUGAUAAUGUAAAGUUGUAUGGGAAGAUCCGUUACGUACAGGAUUACAGUCAAGAAAAUCUGGUUUCAAGAGGCCCUAAGAAGUAUGCUGAGGAUAUAGAAAGUGGUUUCAGUUCGGAUAUUGAAUCCAAGUAUAAGAAGAUGUACGAGGAUGACAUAAAUCCUUUCGCUGCUUUCUCAAAAAAGGAAAGAGAUCAAAGGUAUAGAGAGCUUGGUUUCAGAGACAAAAUCACACUCACAAGUGGCCGUUUUCUCCUGGGAAAUAAAUAUGCUCGAACCUUCGUCUUCUUUUAUUCCAUCGGGCUGCACCUACUCGUCUUUGCGUGCCUCUACAGGAUGUCGGCUUUGAGUUAUAUCAGCAUGCACGCCCGAGAUGAAAGCUUCCUGCAAGUUGGGAAUCAAACGCAUAUAAAUAAAUAAAAACCAAUCUGAACUUCAUCAUACCAGUUUUCAGCUUUCAGCGGCGCAUCAAAAAAAGGUACAUAAAAGCAAGAGCUUUUUCAAAAUCUUAGCUUCUUCUGCUCCGAUGGGUUAAAUGUAUGUAUAUAAAAGGAAAGUUUAUCAAUCCUUUAUUUGUUAAUGUAAAUUCGAACUAAAUGAAAUAUUAAGCAUUGUUGAUAAUACAAACUACAAACUUGUUCAAUUUUUUAAGGUUUAAACUUCUUUCAU